CUGCUGCCUGGCAAAGCUUUCCUCUUGCCCCCCCUAACCGCUCCGACUCACACUAACACUCUGUCUUAUUACUUGUGUAAAGAAUCCAGUUCUACUCGGGUUCUUUAGGGACCCGCUUGGCAUCCUGUCAGCUUUGAUCAGCGUUCCUUUUAUCCGCUACAAAUACGACAAAGAGACAAUGUUUUAUUCAUGGGAAAAUAUUUGAUUUUGCAGCAACACCUUGUCUUUGUACUUUCACUGAGUUUGGGGUUGUUUUCUACUGUAGGUGGCAAAGCUUUCGUGAUCCAAAAAGCGCAGCAGGAACACAGACUAGAGGAGGUGAACAAGGAGUUCCUUAGAGAUGAAAAAUACAAGGAUGAUGAGGACCUGGAUAAAAAACUAUUGUCCUUUAAAAAAAAGUACAUGGAAUUUGACCUUAACCAGCAAGGAGAGCUGGACAUGAUGGGCCUGAAGAAAAUGAUGGAGAACCUGGGAGCUGCCAAGACCCAUUUAGAAGUGAAGAAACUGAUAUACGAGGUGACAGGGGGCAAAAACGACGCAAUCACCUACCGGGAUUUCGUAACCAUGAUGCUGGGAAAGCGUUCGGCCGUGAUGAAAUUCAUCAUGCUGUUCGAGGGAAAAAAUGAAGUCACGUGUCCCAAGCCCAAGGGUCCACCACCGAAAAGAGACAUCAGCAGCCUUCCCUAAGGGACAGCAGCCAAGUGACAGCCAGCGAGAUCUACUUACCUGCCUACACAAAGCCAAGUGUUACGGACACACUCCUGUAUACCCAUGUGCCUUAGUGGGGUUGUGAAUUCAGCCUUCUACUCAUCUUGCCUCUUCUUCAUCUCUGUGUCACGUGACCACCUUGUUUGCUUGGGAAUCACAUAGAAGUCUUAUUUAUUAUUGGGUGCAAUCGUUGGGGGAGCAUUAGGCUGGGCAGGGGAAUCAUUUAGGCUUGGGAUGAAUGUAGCCUGAAUGUGCUGCCCCCUAGUGUCUCUGCUUAUCUAACACAUGCUCUUUUUAUUUUCUGCCCAAUUAGAGCGUGAGUUGUUUGGAGCCUGUAAUGAGCCAUUGUAUAGCCUGAAACUCUAUAUAUAAAAUCUCCCUCCCUCCUGCCCUGUUGGCUUUUAUAAGAAAAAUCAGAUUUUUUGGGGGGGUUUGAAACGUUUCUGAUAUAUUUUUACCUCUGUAUAUUUUGUAAAGACUUGUGUAUACAAUCAGAAGCGCGCGUUUUUAUUUUCCGGGACUAAAUGACGCCAAGCUGCGUUAAACGAUGUGUAUGAUUUAACAAAGGGAAACAUUAAAUACGUUAGACUCAAA
Xenopus tropicalis (tropical clawed frog) is the source of this 1302-nucleotide messenger RNA. It is a transcript of the gene aif1l, whose product is annotated as allograft inflammatory factor 1-like. The record is from RefSeq and is marked provisional. Lineage: Eukaryota; Metazoa; Chordata; Amphibia; Anura; Pipidae. Gene Ontology annotation, cellular component: cytoskeleton; ruffle membrane.